UGGAAGCUCUUUACUCCCCUCAGUCCCUUUUAUCUUGUCCAGGAGGACAGACCCAGCUGAGCCCAGGACCUCCACCUGCAGACCUGUUUGAAGGAUUUCAGACUGCCCCAGCUCUAAAUUCCAGGUGGUUUGACCUCUGGACGUUUUAAAAUGCCGCUGUCACGUUCCCUGUCCAUGACGUCCCUGAGCGGGGUGCUGCCGGCCUGGGAGGAAGACGAGCUGCCUGUCGAGGACCUGCUGCUCUUCGAGGUGGCCUGGGAGGUCACCAACAAAGUUGGAGGAAUCUACACAGUGAUCCAGACCAAAGCCAAGAUCACGGUGGAUGAAUGGGGGGAGAACUACUACAUGAUGGGGCCCUACUUUGAACACAACUUCAAGACCCAGGUGGAGGGCUGCGAGCCGCCAAACCCCGCCAUCAGGAAGGCCAUGGACGCUCUCAUCCACAACGGCUGCCAGGUUCAUUUUGGCCGCUGGCUGAUUGAAGGCAGCCCCUUUGUGAUCCUGUUUGACAUUGGCUCUGCAGCCUGGAAUCUGGACCGCUGGAAGAAGGACCUGUGGGAGACCUGCAAGAUAGGCCUGCCCUACGAAGACCGAGAAGCCAACAACUCGCUCAUCCUGGGCUCCCUGAUCGCCUGGUUCUUCAAAGAGUUAACAGACCAGCUGGGAGAUAAGCCCAAUGUCAUUGGUCAUUUCCAUGAGUGGCAGGCGGGUCCAGGCGUUAUCUUCUCUCGCUCCCGCAAGAUCCCCAUGGCAACGGUCUUCACUACACAUGCCACCCUGCUGGGACGAUAUCUUUGUGCUGGAAAUGCUGACUUUUACAACAACCUGGACAAGUUCAACAUUGACAAGGAGGCGGGAGAGAGGCACAUCUACCAUCGUUACUGCCUAGAAAGAGCAGCGGUACACUGUGCUCACGUCUUCACCACAGUUUCCCAGAUCACCGCCGUGGAAGCCAGCCACAUGCUGCACAGGAAGCCAGAUCUGGUAACCCCGAACGGGCUGAAUGUGAAGAAGUUCUCAGCCGUGCACGAGUUUCAGAACCUGCACUCCACCAGCAAGGCCCGCAUCCAGGAGUUUGUCAGAGGACAUUUCUAUGGACAUCUGGACUUCAACCUGGAGAAAACCCUCUUUUUCUUCAUUGCCGGACGCUAUGAGUUUUCCAAUAAGGGAGCUGAUAUUUUCCUUGAAUCGCUGUCCAGACUCAACUACCUACUGCGGGUCCACCGAAAUGAUAUGACAGUGGUAGUUUUCUUCAUCAUGCCAGCUAAAACCAACAACUUCAACGUGGAGUCACUGAAGGGACAGGCGGUACGCAAGCAGCUCUGGGAUACAGCUCACAAUGUGAAGGAGAAAUUUGGUAAAAAGCUGUAUGAUGCUCUGUUAAAAGGGAUGAUCCCAGACAUGAACUCCAUUCUGGAUCGAGACGACUUCACCAUUAUGAAGAGAGCCAUCUGCUCCACUCAGAGACAAAGCCUCCCUCCGGUGACCACUCACAACAUAGUGGACGACUCAACAGAUCCCAUCCUUUCCAACAUCAGACGCAUCGGCCUCUUCAACUCAAGGAACGACCGCAUCAAGAUCAUCUUCCACCCUGAGUUCCUGUCCUCCACCAGCCCUCUGCUGCCAAUGGACUAUGAGGACUUUGUUCGUGGCUGUAACCUUGGAGUGUUCCCAUCCUACUAUGAGCCAUGGGGAUACACACCUGGUGAAUGUACUGUAAUGGGCAUUCCCAGUGUGACCACCAACCUAUCUGGUUUCGGCUGCUUCAUGGAGGAGCACGUGUCAGACCCUGCUGCCUAUGGUGUUUACAUCGUGAACAGACGAUCUUGUUCGCCAGAAGAGUCCUGUAACCAGCUGACCCAGUUCAUGUUCAGUUUCUGCCAGCAGUCUCUUCGCCAGCGUGUCAUCCAACGUAACCGAACUGAGAGGCUGUCUGACCUGCUGGACUGGAGAUACCUGGGACGGUUCUACGUACACGCCCGCCAUCUGGCACUUAACAGAGCUUUCCCAGACAAGUUCAAGAUGGACCCCAUGGCCCCCCUGAAGGAGGAGGGUUUCCGUUACCCACGACCCUACUCGGUGCCCCCCUCUCCCUCUGCCUCGGUCCACUCCACCCCCCACCACAGCGAUGUGGAGGACGACGAUGAUGACGAGCCCUACGAUGAAGACGAGGAGGCUGAGAGGGACCGAAUGAACAUCAGGGCCCCCUUCAUGUUGGGUGCUGUGCCAGAGGGCAAGAAGAAGCAACCUGGCGAGUUCAGAAACUGAGAAGCUGCAGACGAAACACAGGUUUACAGUCAGUCACAGUGUGACAUCCUGAUGGAUGUGUAGAAAAUUUAAAAUGAAAAGGCAAUCCAAAGUUUGUGACAAGUUUAGACAAAAUAUUAAAAGGCCUGAAAGACAGACUCCUUUUCUCAGGCUCAGUUAAUUAGGGUGUCCCCCAAAGUUCCAUUCUAGGCCCACUGUUGUUUUCAUGCUUCCAUUUAGUCAGUUUAUACAAAACACGGAUGUUGUCUUCAAUUGACGCUUCGCUUAGUCCCGCACUCGAAAACCAAUUAUAGCGUUGCAUUGGCCAGCUCCAGCCAGGGUCCGUCAACUAACCGACUCUGCUCCAUAGACUCUCAUCAAUGGUUUCAGAUGUUCCUCAUUUUCAGGCUUGUUAAGUGGAUUUGAAGCUCGUCAUAGUUAAAUACUUGUUACCUGGAGAGGUUGGAAGGAAACGUUACGUUGUAACAUAAAAACCUGUGGAGCUAACAUCAGUAGAGCAUGUUAGCAUUAUGAGUUUGCAAUUCUAUGCUACGGCAGCUACUGAGGGUAUACUGAACGUAUAAGCCUACCCAGCUUUACAGGAACAAUGUUGUUCCUUAAUUUCAUUGUCCUUUGUCUGGAUCUCCAGGUGAUGUGGUGGUUCACUUUUACACUUUAGCUCGUGUCUCUAUCUUUAAACCUGUAAUCAUUCUGAUACCUCCUUCAAAAUAUAUUGUAGUCUGUUUUGUCUGCUUCUGUCUGAAAUGGCUUUUUUGUUUUUCCAAAAAUUUGAAUUUUUGUUCAGGGAGUGCAGUUACCUUUCAGUGUGGACUCCAUGGUAACAUAGCUCUGACAGUUUGAUGGAGUAGCAAGAGGGGGUGGGGCUUAGCCAAGGAUCACUUGCUAUGCAGAUGCCAUAGUUAUAUGUUCUAAUGCAAAUGUUAUGUCUGUCUCAAUGGCAAUGAAAUAAA
This is a messenger RNA of Anoplopoma fimbria (sablefish), 3218 nucleotides long. It is a transcript of the gene gys2, whose product is annotated as glycogen synthase 2. The coding region runs from base 151 to 2268 and encodes 705 amino acids. The transcript has 16 exons. Gene Ontology annotation, cellular component: cytoplasm. Gene Ontology annotation, molecular function: alpha-1,4-glucan glucosyltransferase (UDP-glucose donor) activity. The record is from RefSeq and is a predicted model, not a curated record. Gene Ontology annotation, biological process: glycogen biosynthetic process. NCBI's taxonomy places the organism in Eukaryota, Metazoa, Chordata, Actinopteri, Perciformes, Anoplopomatidae.